Molecule: messenger RNA, 2632 nt
Organism: Callithrix jacchus (white-tufted-ear marmoset)
Lineage: Eukaryota; Metazoa; Chordata; Mammalia; Primates; Cebidae
Source: RefSeq, a predicted model, not a curated record
CUGUACCUGAAACAUGUUCAAGACAUGAGCAAGCGACUCCGCAUGUCUGUGGAUGUGUCGUGCAUGUGAGGGCAUGUGUGGCGGGAGGGAGCCCUGAGCACAAGGAGGUCCCCAGUCCCUCUUCCAAGGACAGGUAGUUGCAGGUAGGGCAGGAGGAAGAGGGUGGGGGGGUCUCUCUGGAUCUCACAGGGGUUCAUGCAGCCUGACUUGGCCACCACCCCGCCCCUCCCUUUCCUGUUCCUCAUCUCCGGCCAAAGUGGCCCUAAUUGUGGAGGAGGAGGGGCCUGCAUGGGUCUGGGAGGGGCCCAGCGACGGUGCUUUCACUCCCUCCUUGCCUGGGCCCAGCCAGAAGCAGAAGGACCCCAACUUGGGAAAGUGGCGUGAAGCUCCCAUGAGAAAGCAUCGCAGUCCUGGGCCAGACCACACUCUCUGGUCUGUUUCCCCACUUAUAAAAUGGCAAUGCUGAACUAAGUAGCCUCACACAGCACUGCCGGGCCGGACAAUCCAGCCAGGGUGUGUGCUAGGGUAAGGGUGGUAUGGAGGCUACAGCAGUGGGAGGAGGGAGUCCUGGACCUGGACCAGGGAGGCCCUGGAGAAAGGAACGGAAACGGGAGGCCAGGGGGAAAGGAGGAGGAGGAGGAGGAAGUCCCCUCCUGGCCAGGUCACUCCCAGAGGCUGGGCUGGGCCAGGGCGGGGCAGCCGAUGGAGAGCAGAUCUGAGCACCCAGCCACCUUCACGCCACUGUCCAGCUGCCCAGGAGCCCGGGAGCCCAGCCAGGUAAGGGGCUGCGCAGGCCUGCCCCCCUCCCCGCCCAGUCCCCAGCCCUCCGAUGGUGGCCUCUCUCGGCCUCUGUCAGGGCAGGGAAGUUCUGCAUGUCUGCCUGGGUGCCGACUCCCAAACUCAGGGCUUGUGGGCUGCCUUCGGGUCCUGGGCACUGUGCGUCUGUCUGUCUGACCAUCCCUCUCAAUCUUCCCUGCCCAGGACUAGCCACACUCCCACCUCACACAUGCACACACACCAACAGGUACUGGCCAUGCUGGCACCUCUGUAAGGUCUCUCGUCCACAGACCCUGGGUCGUGGGGCUAGCCACUUGGGCAGAGGCUGAGUCCGCCCAUCUCCUCCAGGCCCUCAGAACACCUGCCACAGCCCCACCAUGCUCAUGGCAUCCACCACCUCUGCUGUGCCUGGGCAUGCCUCUCCACCCAGCCUGCCCCGCAACAGCAGCCAGGAGAGGCCACUGGACACCAGGGACCUGCUGCUGGCCCGGGCAGAGCUGGCAUUGCUCUCCAUAGUCUUUGUGGCCGUGGCCCUGAGCAACAGCCUUGUGCUGGCGGCCCUAGCACGGCGGGGCCGGCGGGGCCACUGGGCACCCAUGCAUGUCUUCAUUGGCCACUUGUGCCUGGCCGACCUGGCUGUGGCUCUGUUCCAAGUGCUGCCCCAGCUGGCCUGGGAUGCCACCGACCGCUUCCAUGGGCCGGAUGCCCUGUGUCGGGCCGUGAAGUAUCUGCAGAUGGUGGGCAUGUAUGCCUCCUCCUACAUGAUCCUGGCCAUGACACUGGACCGCCACCGUGCCAUCUGCCGUCCCAUGCUAGCUUACCGCCAUGGAGGUGGGGCUCACUGCAACCGGCCAGUGCUGGUGGCUUGGGCCUUCUCGCUCCUUCUCAGCCUGCCCCAGCUCUUCAUCUUCGCCCAGCGUGACGUCGGAAAUGGCAGCGGGGUCAUUGACUGCUGGGCCAGCUUUGUGGAGCCCUGGGGCCUCCGUGCCUACGUCACCUGGAUUGCCCUGAUGGUGUUCGUUGCGCCUACCCUGGCUAUCGCCGCCUGCCAGGUCCUCAUCUUCCGGGAGAUUCAUGCCAGUCUGGUGCCAGGACCAUCAGAGAGGACUGGGGGGCGCCGCCCGGUAUGCCACACAGGCAGCCCCAGCGAGGGAGCCCGUGUGUCAGCAGCUGUGGCCAAGACUGUGAGGAUGACGUUGGUGAUUGUGGUCGUCUAUGUGCUGUGCUGGGCGCCCUUCUUCCUGGUGCAGCUGUGGGCCGCGUGGGACCCAGAGGCGCCUCGAGAAAGGCCACCCUUCGUGCUGCUCAUGUUGCUGGCCAGCCUCAAUAGCUGCACCAACCCCUGGAUCUACGCAUCCUUCAGCAGCAGCGUCUCCUCGGAGCUGCGCAGCUUGCUCUGCUGUGCCCAGAGGCGCACCCCACCCAGUCUGGGUCCCCAGGAUGAGUCCUGCACCACCGCCAGCUCCUCCCUGGCCAAAGACACUUCAUCCUGAGGAGUUGUUGGGUGUCUUGCCUCCAGAAGCUUUGAGAAGCUCAGCUGCCUUCCUGGGGUCCCCUGGGAGGGGGACCCAUGGAGAACCGGCCAGAGCCUGUGGCCCUGAGCUGGCACAUUGUGUGGCCCUGGACAAGCCGCAGUCCCUGCCUGGGUCUCCAUACCCUUAGCUGCAUGAGGAAGGCCUCAGGCCCCAGAACUGUGGGGGCCUCAGGUCAGCUCACCGUGCUGGGUGUGGGAGGGCUGCAGCAGAGGGCUGAGGAGCAGGUGCCCCCAGGUGAGAGAGUGGUCCCGGGGGCCUUCUAGUCUCUGCCUCUCUAAUCUCUCCCUUCCUCCCUAAUAAAAGUUGCAGCUCAUCCUCCA